AUGGCGACUAGUUUGGCCAACGCAAACCCAGCUCGGAAUGAAUUCUUCCAACAGCUCAAGCCAAGCUGUGUCUCCAUAAGUCAGCUAGCGAUCAGGCAGCAAGGUGAAGCAUCCUCGAUUAAACGGCUCUCCGAGUUGGCUGGGGAAUUACUUGGUAUCCUCAACGAUCAAGUAAACAAAGAUGCCACCGUAUUUGACGAGAAGCUUGCCGACUACGUCUUCUUUCCGCUCUCCCAUGUCUUUCGCAGCCAUGAUCAAUAUCCCAAACCCCUCAUUGAGGUCGCCAUCAAGUGUCUCACCAUCAUCAUCAUUCAUGGUUGGAAGUCGAACAUCUCGCCUCAGAUCCUGCAGCAGCUCCUCAUCCUACUUACUUUCAUCGUUGGUGGUGUGCCUGGGCGAGAGGAAUCCCGUGAUCUGCCUGAGGAAACCGAACUCGAGUCACUGAGGGCCCUGACAGCCCUCAUCACUGUGGCUGGUACUUCAGCCAAAGCAGCAGAGGCGCUGACCGAAGAGAAGCUGAUUCCGACAUUGGGACACACCAUAACUGUACUUUUAGAGUGUGUCACAGAUGGCAGGACACCUGAAAUCCAGCUCGAAGCUCUGCGCACACUCGGCUGCUUCUACACGGGCGUCAAAGAUCACGCUGCGCUCGCCUCGUUCCUCCCGGGUAUCGUAUCUUCCCUAACAAAGCUCCUGGCCAAACCGCCAAGAGAGAAGAACAGGGUUCUCGUUGGUUCUAUAGGGUCAAUGAAACAGGUCGUUGUGCAAGUUCUCGGAGAUAUCAGGACUCGAAGCAUUACCGCAAGGCCGACUGCCAACGGCUCUUCCAAUACCGACCAGGGUGGGGUAUUGAGUCCGGCAUGGCUAACCGCCACAAAAGCACAAAUCAAGUUGGCUUUAGCAACUAUAUUAAAGCUCCGCGCACAUGAUUCACAAGACGUGCGCGAAGCUCUGCUGACGUUAUGCCUGGGGCUUCUCGACGAGUGUCAUAUCUCGCUGGAUAACUGCUCUUCGAUUCUCGUAGAGACCGCCAUGAUUCUGUCGCCAGCCGACCAGACGCCAUCCGUAGUAGCAACAAGCCUGCAGGACUUGGCAAUAAUCUACCCCGAGCUUGGGGAAACCGUCAAAGUCACUUGCUACAACUGGAUCACCAGCUUGCCCAGAAUCAUCCAGUCUGCCGACGAGGGUAAAAAAGAGGCGGCGGUUCGAAAUCUGAUGAGGGGCAUGUCUCUUGUCAGCAGUCUCCAACUGGACUCUUCACUUUUGGACGAGUCCAUAGCAGCGGCUUUACGGGACAGCGUCACUUCUUUGGUGACGGAAGCCAAGCCAGAGAAAGUGUUAGACCAAACGGCAACGGAUGCCUCAUGGUACAACCAAGAUGUAGUGAAAGCUGGGGAUACGUCAAGACAGUAUCAAAGCGUCCUAUUGAACCAAGAGAGUCAGUUAGGCACAAGAUUGGCGGUGCUCGAGUUGCUAUCCAACGUGGGCCCGGCUUCCCAACAGACCAAGCUCGCCGCCGAGAUGUUGGAUUACGCCAGAGAUUCGACUGGCGGUAUUCAGACGUCGUCCUUCUGGUUGAGCUUUGAACUUGUCAAGAGCGCUCUGUCUCGAUCCAGCGACCUAGAUGACCUCUUGGACCUCACCUCACUAAGCUCUCCCAGUGAUGGUGCCGACUUGAUCUUCCAGGAAUUAUACUCAUUCGCAGUGGUGCUGCUUGAUUCUCACUCAGAAAUGUCGGAUGUCGACUGGAGACUAGAGGCUACAGCGCUCGAGGUCACCUCCUUUGCAGCCUCUCGAUCUCGCGAGGCAUUCAGACCGGAACUCAUCGAUGUGCUGUACCCAAUCACGACUUUUUUGGGUUCUUCAAUCCCACAACUGAGGGAGCAUGCCAUUACGACUCUGAAUAUCUUGGCCGUUUCCUGUGGGUAUACCAGUGUCUCUGAGCUAAUCAUCGAGAACGUGGACUACAUGAUCAAUUCCAUUUCACUGCGCCUCAAUACCUUCGACAUCUCUCCAGCAUCCACAAAGGUGUUGAUCAUGAUGACUCGACUGACCGGACCGCGACUGCUUCCUUACCUGGACGAUGUCGUGGCUUCCGUAUUUGCGGCCUUGGACAACUAUCACGGCUAUCCCGCUUUUGUGGAAAGUCUCUUCUCGGUCCUGAAGGAAAUUGUCAAUCAGGGUGUCAAAUCGGACACACUUCUCCUCGAGGGCCGAAAGAACGGGCCCGAGAGUCACAAAAAGGUAGAAAGUGACCGGGUGUUAAUCGAGGACAUUGUUCAGUUACUGGAGAAGCGUCGCGAGAGAGAGACUGCAGCCUCAGCUGUCGAUACUACUCUCGGAAACGCUGGCGGACAUCCCCAAGCCCCAUGGGGCGACGGCAACGGCAAGGCUAAACAAGAUUCCGAGGACGGUGAAGAUGCAGCAGGUAAUGAAGACGACCAGGAGAGACCGCCGAAGACGCCGACGUAUACCCUGCUAGAACGAAUUGCGGGUUUGACACAGCAUUAUCUUACAUCGCCGAGCGCCACGCUGCGGAAAUCCUUACUCGAUCUGUUGGCUACUGUCUCUCCAGCUCUGUCAGGGGACGAGGACUCUUUUCUUCCCCUUGUCAAUGCUGUCUGGCCUGUGGUCGUCAGCAGGCUAUACGACGGUGAGGCCUUUGUUACUAUCUCAGCAUGCGAUGCUCUCUCCAUUCUUUGUACCACAGCCGGCGACUUUUUGGGCUCCAGGAUCAAGACAGAAUGGUGGGAUGGGCUUGGCAAGUGGUGUCGCAGAAAGAAGGUGGAGGCCGCUCGCUUUCGGAGCAAAGGGAGUUCACCUCGAGAAAGUGCCAGGCCAGACCAGAUGAUAGCAUCUGCGAGUCAGGAGGUUCUGAUUCCCAUUCGAUCAGGAGGGGACCUGCUAGCGCAUCAGUCUACAGCGAUAACCUCUGGCUCGACCUUUGGCGGCCUGGGAAAAUUCGCCCAAGCCGCACAGAUAUGGGACGCCGUGGUUCGUCUGCUGAUAUCUAUUGUCUCGCAUGUUCGACUCGAGGCAGAGGUAUUCGACGAGUUCUUAGAGCUCCUAACCGAAGUGAUUAUUCAGGACCUCGAGGCACGCCAGGCUUUGGAAGCGGUAAAUGCCGAUGCCGUUUGGCUGGUGUUGUAUCAACAAGGGCAUAUCGAACCCCUGAAGACACCGCAACUCGAGGGCUUCGCAUUUGCGCCAAUGACCGGGCUGAGCUGA
Messenger RNA from Colletotrichum graminicola M1.001, 3228 nucleotides. Its product is annotated as HEAT repeat protein. The record is from RefSeq and is a predicted model, not a curated record. The transcript is spliced from 2 exons. Gene Ontology annotation, cellular component: cytoplasm. Gene Ontology annotation, biological process: chromatin remodeling. The coding region runs from base 1 to 3228 and encodes 1075 amino acids. Lineage: Eukaryota; Fungi; Ascomycota; Sordariomycetes; Glomerellales; Glomerellaceae.